Molecule: messenger RNA, 1821 nt
Organism: Candoia aspera
Lineage: Eukaryota; Metazoa; Chordata; Lepidosauria; Squamata; Candoiidae
Gene: MUC1
Product: mucin 1, cell surface associated
Exons: 9
Coding region: 1-1821 (606 amino acids)
Source: RefSeq, a predicted model, not a curated record
AUGGUCAGGCAUUCCUGGGAAGUGGCUAAAAAUGAUCUUUAUGCCGCUUCAGCUACCCUGCUAACAUCCAGCUCUGCAUCCUCGCCCCCCCCGGCGGGAAUCACAUCGACAUCCCCCACGGGGGCAACGCUCUCCACGGCUGAGACCCCUCACUCGCCCACCAAGGGGGCAACGCUCUCCACGGCUGAGACCCCUCACUCGCCCACCAAGGGGGCAACGCUCUCCACGGCUGAGACCCCUCACUCGCCCACCGAGAUAAAGUCAACCACAACGGAAGCCACCCCUGAGCCCAGGACAACGGGAAAGCCAUCGCCUACCCCCAGUGGCGCUCCCAGUACGACAACCACUUCAACACCUCCCCUUCCAUUAAGGAUAUUUAAUGUCAGCUUCCACAUCACCAAUGAGAAUUUCAGUGCCGCUUUGGAGAACUCAGCUAGCCGUGAAUACAUCGAACUGAAAAGGAAAAUCGGAAGCAUGGUGAGUGCCCAAAUGGUUGAGCUCUCUGCUUGCCGCAAACAGGUCAGACCUCUUCCCAAGCUUCAGGUGCUGCUCUUUUCCGAGUUUAUUUCCAAACUGGAGUGGAAGCGGACCGUUGUUCAGAUUCGGUAUAACAGCAUUUACAACUGUAGCACGUGCUCACUGGGUUACGCAGGCUUCACCCUAAUCGCAUUCAGACCAGGUUCUGUCGCAGUGGAUUCAGAGUUAUCAUUCGAAAGCAAAAACAUGUCAGCGAAGGACGUAGAGCAUCGUUUGAAUACAGCAGACAACGCGAGCAGGGCAAAUUUAACAUUGGACAGAGUGACAGCUACCCUGCUAACAUCCAGCUCUACAUCCUCGCCCCCCCCGGCGGGAAUCACAUCGACAUCCCCCACGGGGGCAACGCUCUCCACGGCUGAGACCCCUCACUCGCCCACCAAGGGGGCAACGCUCUCCACGGCUGAGGCCCCUCACUCGCCCACCAAGGGGGAAACGCUCUCCACGGCUGAGGCCCCUCACUCGCCCACCAAGAUAAAAUCAACCAUAUCUGAAGCCACCCCUGAGCCCAGGACAACGGGAAAGCCAUCGCGUACCCCCAGUGGAGCUCCCAGUACGACAACCACUUCAACACCUCCCGUUCCAUUAAGGAUAUUUGAUGUCAGCUUCCACAUCACCAAUAAGAAUUUCAGUGCUGCUUUGGAGAACUCAGCUAGCCGUGAAUACAUCGAACUGAAAAGUAAAAUCGGAAGCAUGUAUAACAGCAUUUACAACUGUAGCACGUGCUCACUGGGUUACGCAGGCUUCACCCUAAUCGCAUUCAGACCAGGUUCUGUGGCAGUGGAAUCCCAGAUACUCUUCCAAAACAAGGACAUGUCAGCGAGGGACAUAGAGCAUCGUUUGAAUACAGCAGACAGCGCAAGCAGGGGCGGGUUAAUUUUGGACAGAGUGACAGUAACGUCCACGUCCCCCGGUCCGACAUCUGCCCCUAAGACGGUCCCAGGCUGGGGCAUCGCUCUCCUUGUCCUCGUUUCCAUCCUUGUCUUCUUCCUGAUUCUCGGAUUAUUGGUGCUGCUCAUCCACUGGUGUCGAAGGAACCAACGUGGAAACAUGGAAUUGCUGAGCAACCACGAAGCGUACCACCCCAUGAACGAGUACCCCACUUACCAGACCCACGGCCGGUACAUGGCCCCCGGCAACAAGCAGAACCCUUACAAUGAGGUGAGCCUCAAGCAUACCCCAACGUUCUCCAAACCGGAAGCCAUUGAGAUCCCUACAACACAACCCAAAAAUGGCACGAGGCCCUUCUCUUACACCAACACUGCCAUGGCCAACGAUGACCUGUAG